Oryzias latipes (Japanese medaka) is the source of this 5300-nucleotide messenger RNA. The record is from RefSeq and is a predicted model, not a curated record. NCBI's taxonomy places the organism in Eukaryota, Metazoa, Chordata, Actinopteri, Beloniformes, Adrianichthyidae.
UGUUUACACAUGCUUGUUUGAGUCAAAGUGAAGGAAACAUUUUUAUUUCAGCAAAAGACACUGCAGGCUGUUACAUGUUGUUAUUUUUAACAGAUGUGUAACCUGUAUUUUUUAUCUCUAUUUUUGAUAGAUUCCAAAAAAAAAGAUGUGGUUUUUCUAAUUGAUGGAUCUUUUGACUCGCGAUCCGGCUUUGAAGAAAUAAGAAACUUUGUAAAAGGAAUUGUUGAAAUUUUAAAAGUUGGAAACAAUGGAGACAAAGUCGCUGUGGUUCAAUACAGUCGUGUUGCCACUGUAAACUUUUAUUUAAAUUCUUAUUCAUCCAGAAGCGAUGUGCUUAACUCCAUCAGAACAAUAUACCACAAAUUUGGACGACCUCUCAAUACUGGAAAAGCUCUGGAAUUUGUCAGAGACCAUGUCUUUGCUGCUUCAGUUGGUGGUAGACCCACAGAAUCUGUUCUUCAGUAUUUGUUUAUAUUUAGUGGGGGAAGAUCAGGAGAUGAUGUCAGAGGACCAGCACAUUCACUUAAGAAAAACGGAAUUGUGACUUUUUGUUUCGGAACAAAAAAUGCUGACACUUUAGAAAUGCAAACAAUUUCUUUUACACCAGCACAUUAUUUUUUUGUUCCUGACUAUAAAAGUCUGCAAAACAUAAAGGAAUCUGUGAAAGAUAGAAUGGAACAAAGUGAAGAAAUAGCACAAAUAGAAAAUGUUGAAAAUUCCCUAAUGGGAAGACAGACACCAGCAAGGGAUGUGGUUUUCUUGCUGGAUGCAACCGAUGCAACUAGAAGCGACUUCCCAGCCGUGCAAGACUUUGUCCAGAGAGUGGUGGAGACGCUACUUGUGGACGAGAAGAAAGACCGUGUGUCAGUGGUUCAGUACAGCAGAGAUCCAGCUGUCCAGUUUUAUCUGAACACUUACAUGACAAAAGACGAGAUCCUUAAUGCUGUCAGAAAUUUGAGGCACAAAGGGGGGAGAUCUCUCAACACUGGAGCAGCUCUCCAGUACUUGAGGGAAAACGUCUUCACUGCCUCUUCGGGAAGCAGGCGCUUGGAGGGAGUUCCACAGGUCCUGAUACUGCUAAGCAGUGGAAGAUCUGCUGACAGUGUCGAUGCACCGGCCUCUGCUCUCAAACAAAUGGGCAUAUUGACCUUUGCAGUUGGCAGUAGAGGCUCUGACAGUAGAGAACUGCAGAGGAUAUCCCACAAGCCCACUUCUGCUUUCACUGUGGCUGAAUUCACAGACCUUUCCAGCGUGCCGCAGCAGCUGUUGGCCUCUUUAGAGGCUUUGCCCAUUGACGUGACCCCAGAAACCCCAACUGAUUCUGUUGACACAGCCAAAAAAGAUGUUGUAUUUCUCUUGGAUGGCUCUGAUGGCACAAGGAAUGGUUUCUCUGCAAUGCGUGACUUUGUUGAAAGAGUGGUGGAGAAACUGAGCGUGGGAGAAAACAAGGACCGUGUGUCUGUUGUCCAAUACAGCCGAGAAGCAGAGGUCCAUUUCUCUCUGAAUACACACAGAACAAGGGAAGAUGUUAUGGACGCUGUCAGAGGGCUUAGACACAGAGGAGGAAGACCCCUAAAUACCGGGGCAGCCCUCCAGUACGUCAUGGACAAUGUCUUUACAAACUCCACUGGGAGCAGACGCCUGCAAGGUGUUCCACAGAUCUUGAUACUGCUAGCAGGCGGAAGGUCUUUUGACAAUGUGGAUACCUCAGCUUCUGCUUUGAAACAGCGGGGCAUCUUUGUGUUUGCCAUUGGAUCAAGGACCUCGGACAGCAGAGAGCUGCAAAGGCUAUCGUUUGAGCCUAGCUACGCUUUGUCAGUGUCUGAUUUUAGUGGGCUCGACACCGUCCAGGAACAAAUCUCCUCUCUGAUGAGCACAGCCGUAGUCAGAUCCCGGCCUUUGACAACCACAGAGACAGUGGGAAGACAGACACCAGCAAGGGAUGUGGUUUUCUUGCUGGAUGCAACCGAUGCAACUAGAAGCGACUUCCCAGCCGUGCAAGACUUUGUCCAGAGAGUGGUGGAGACGCUACUUGUGGACGAGAAGAAAGACCGUGUGUCAGUGGUUCAGUACAGCAGAGAUCCAGCUGUCCAGUUUUAUCUGAACACUUACAUGACAAAAGACGAGAUCCUUAAUGCUGUCAGAAAUUUGAGGCACAAAGGGGGGAGAUCUCUCAACACUGGAGCAGCUCUCCAGUACUUGAGGGAAAACGUCUUCACUGCCUCUUCGGGAAGCAGGCGCUUGGAGGGAGUUCCACAGGUCCUGAUACUGCUAAGCAGUGGAAGAUCUGCUGACAGUGUCGAUGCACCGGCCUCUGCUCUCAAACAAAUGGGCAUAUUGACCUUUGCAGUUGGCAGUAGAGGCUCUGACAGUAGAGAACUGCAGAGGAUAUCCCACAAGCCCACUUCUGCUUUCACUGUGGCUGAAUUCACAGACCUUUCCAGCGUGCCGCAGCAGCUGUUGGCCUCUUUAGAGGCUUUGCCCAUUGACGUGACCCCAGAAACCCCAACUGAUUCUGUUGACACAGCCAAAAAAGAUGUUGUAUUUCUCUUGGAUGGCUCUGAUGGCACAAGGAAUGGUUUCUCUGCAAUGCGUGACUUUGUUGAAAGAGUGGUGGAGAAACUGAGCGUGGGAGAAAACAAGGACCGUGUGUCUGUUGUCCAAUACAGCCGAGAAGCAGAGGUCCAUUUCUCUCUGAAUACACACAGAACAAGGGAAGAUGUUAUGGACGCUGUCAGAGGGCUUAGACACAGAGGAGGAAGACCCCUAAAUACCGGGGCAGCCCUCCAGUACGUCAUGGACAAUGUCUUUACAAACUCCACUGGGAGCAGACGCCUGCAAGGUGUUCCACAGAUCUUGAUACUGCUAGCAGGCGGAAGGUCUUUUGACAAUGUGGAUACCUCAGCUUCUGCUUUGAAACAGCGGGGCAUCUUUGUGUUUGCCAUUGGAUCAAGGACCUCGGACAGCAGAGAGCUGCAAAGGCUAUCGUUUGAGCCUAGCUACGCUUUGUCAGUGUCUGAUUUUAGUGGGCUCGACACCGUCCAGGAACAAAUCUCCUCUCUGAUGAGCACAGCCGUAGUCAGAUCCCGGCCUUUGACAACCACAGAGACAGUGGGAAGACAGACACCAGCAAGGGAUGUGGUUUUCUUGCUGGAUGCAACCGAUGCAACUAGAAGCGACUUCCCAGCCGUGCAAGACUUUGUCCAGAGAGUGGUGGAGACGCUACUUGUGGACGAGAAGAAAGACCGUGUGUCAGUGGUUCAGUACAGCAGAGAUCCAGCUGUCCAGUUUUAUCUGAACACUUACAUGACAAAAGACGAGAUCCUUAAUGCUGUCAGAAAUUUGAGGCACAAAGGGGGGAGAUCUCUCAACACUGGAGCAGCUCUCCAGUACUUGAGGGAAAACGUCUUCACUGCCUCUUCGGGAAGCAGGCGCUUGGAGGGAGUUCCACAGGUCCUGAUACUGCUAAGCAGUGGAAGAUCUGCUGACAGUGUCGAUGCACCGGCCUCUGCUCUCAAACAAAUGGGCAUAUUGACCUUUGCAGUUGGCAGUAGAGGCUCUGACAGUAGAGAACUGCAGAGGAUAUCCCACAAGCCCACUUCUGCUUUCACUGUGGCUGAAUUCACAGACCUUUCCAGCGUGCCGCAGCAGCUGUUGGCCUCUUUAGAGGCUUUGCCCAUUGACGUGACCCCAGAAACCCCAACUGAUUCUGUUGACACAGCCAAAAAAGAUGUUGUAUUUCUCUUGGAUGGCUCUGAUGGCACAAGGAAUGGUUUCUCUGCAAUGCGUGACUUUGUUGAAAGAGUGGUGGAGAAACUGAGCGUGGGAGAAAACAAGGACCGUGUGUCUGUUGUCCAAUACAGCCGAGAAGCAGAGGUCCAUUUCUCUCUGAAUACACACAGAACAAGGGAAGAUGUUAUGGACGCUGUCAGAGGGCUUAUACACAGAGGAGGAAGACCCCUAAAUACCGGGGCAGCCCUCCAGUACGUCAUGGACAAUGUCUUUACAAACUCCACUGUGAGCAGACGCCUGCAAGGUGUUCCACAGAUCUUGAUACUGCUAGCAGGCGGAAGGUCUUUUGACAAUGUGGAUACCCCAGCUUCUGCUUUGAAACAGCGGGGCAUCUUUGUGUUUGCCAUUGGAUCAAGGACCUCGGACAGCAGAGAGCUGCAAAGGCUAUCGUUUGAGCCUAGCUACGCUUUGUCAGUGUCUGAUUUUAGUGGGCUCGACACCGUCCAGGAACAAAUCUCCUCUCUGAUGAGCACAGCCGUAGUCAGAUCCCGGCCUUUGACAACCACAGAGACAGUGGGAAGACAGACACCAGCAAGGGAUGUGGUUUUCUUGCUGGAUGCAACCGAUGCAACUAGAAGCGACUUCCCAGCCGUGCAAGACUUUGUCCAGAGAGUGGUGGAGACGCUACUUGUGGACGAGAAGAAAGACCGUGUGUCAGUGGUUCAGUACAGCAGAGAUCCAGCUGUCCAGUUUUAUCUGAACACUUACAUGACAAAAGACGAGAUCCUUAAUGCUGUCAGAAAUUUGAGGCACAAAGGGGGGAGAUCUCUCAACACUGGAGCAGCUCUCCAGUACUUGAGGGAAAACGUCUUCACUGCCUCUUCGGGAAGCAGGCGCUUGGAGGGAGUUCCACAGGUCCUGAUACUGCUAAGCAGUGGAAGAUCUGCUGACAGUGUCGAUGCACCGGCCUCUGCUCUCAAACAAAUGGGCAUAUUGACCUUUGCAGUUGGCAGUAGAGGCUCUGACAGUAGAGAACUGCAGAGGAUAUCCCACAAGCCCACUUCUGCUUUCACUGUGGCUGAAUUCACAGACCUUUCCAGCGUGCCGCAGCAGCUGUUGGCCUCUUUAGAGGCUUUGCCCAUUGACGUGACCCCAGAAACCCCAACUGAUUCUGUUGACACAGCCAAAAAAGAUGUUGUAUUUCUCUUGGAUGGCUCUGAUGGCACAAGGAAUGGUUUCUCUGCAAUGCGUGACUUUGUUGAAAGAGUGGUGGAGAAACUGAGCGUGGGAGAAAACAAGGACCGUGUGUCUGUUGUCCAAUACAGCCGAGAAGCAGAGGUCCAUUUCUCUCUGAAUACACACAGAACAAGGGAAGAUGUUAUGGACGCUGUCAGAGGGCUUAGACACAGAGGAGGAAGACCCCUAAAUACCGGGGCAGCCCUCCAGUACGUCAUGGACAAUGUCUUUACAAACUCCACUGGAGCAGACGCCUGCAAGGUGUUCCACAGAUCUUGAUACUGCUAGCAGGCGGAAGGUCUUUUGACAAUGUGGAUACCCCAGCUUCUGCU